Messenger RNA from Tauraco erythrolophus (red-crested turaco), 1039 nucleotides. The record is from RefSeq and is a predicted model, not a curated record. Lineage: Eukaryota; Metazoa; Chordata; Aves; Musophagiformes; Musophagidae.
CCGUUGGCAUCUGGUGAGCAAAUGUCUCCACACUACGGUGGGGUUUCUGAAGAAAACUGGAACCGAGCACUGGUGGUUGGAGCGGCACUCGAAGGAUCCCUUUGUUAAGGCGACAAAGCGGCAGCAUUACCGUUGCCGAAGUGCCUUCAAAUUACUGGAGAUCGACGACAAGUUCCAUAUUCUUCGUCCAGGACUUUCUGUUCUUGACUGUGGUGCGGCGCCUGGUGCUUGGAGCCAAGUUGCUGUAGAAAGGGUCAACGCCUUAGGUACUGAUCCUGCUGUCCCCACCGGCUUCGUCCUUGGCAUUGACCUCCUGCGGAUUUCUCCUCUGGAAGGAGCAGUCUUCCUGUCGGAGGCCGACAUUGCAGACCCAAGCACGCUGAGGACGAUUCAAAGUCUGCUUCCUGCAGAGAUGGUGGACGUUAUCUUGAGUGACAUGGCACCUAAUGCAACAGGCAUUAAAGAACUGGAUCAUCAGAAGUUGGUGAAUCUGUGUUUAGGCCUUCUGAAUCUGUCCCAAAGUAUUUUAAAGCCAAAAGGAACAAUGCUCUGUAAAUUUUGGGAUGGACGUGAGUCCUGUCUUCUGCAGAACAGACUGAAGGAGCAGUUCCAGGAUGUGAGAACUAUAAAGCCUCAGGCCAGCCGGAAGGAGUCGGCUGAAUCUUACUAUUUGGCAAGACUGUACAAAGGGAAAUGAAAGCUGAGAACCACAGGUUAUCAAACAGAUGACCAGACAUUGAUUGUAAAUCUGAAUUUGUUGCGUGUUUAAAGAAAAAUCCCACCAUAAGACCCCUAACUUGAACCAUUGCAUUGUUGAGAGUGACCUGGGAAAAUCUGCCACGAUUCUUUCCAAGUACCUCGCGCUUUUCAAAUACAAAAAUAAAUCAGGGUGGUGUCCUACUGUGUUUAUCCACUAAUUAUAUGAGGAGAGACAACCAAUCUAGCUUCUCACCUGUGGAGAAGAUGGUUGGGAGUAGAGAGGAAUAAUCUGAAAGGCAACCUCUGGGGCUACAGUAAUGGAAAUGAAAAUAAAUGAGUG